Knipowitschia caucasica is the source of this 6222-nucleotide messenger RNA. The record is from the annotation of a GenBank genome assembly. NCBI's taxonomy places the organism in Eukaryota, Metazoa, Chordata, Actinopteri, Gobiiformes, Gobiidae.
AUGUUCCCUCCGCGGAGUGCAGGACUUUCUGAUCAGCUUCUGUGUUUAAGCUCCAAACCUGGAUCUGCGACGGCGUCAAGCAGCCGAGUGUCACCGGAAGUACACCAGCUUUUCAAAAUAAAGUGCAUUUAUUAUGACCUGCGCCAAAGAAUGAUGAGAUGGCUCCUGAUCUGCGUUCUGAUGGGGAAGGUUACUGGCCAAUGUGGACCAAAUGGUUGGACUUUUUCAUGUAUAAUAGAGGCCAUGCAUAAUGUGUCAUUGCGUUUGGAAGAAGGCGACUUUAGCCUGUUAUUCGAAUUUGAGGAAGGUUUUGGAAGUGGCUAUGGUUUAACUAUUUAUGCCAGUGCAACUAAGAUAUCUACUGACCCGAUUCCAGACUUUAAUGUAAUUGUUCAGUUGCCACGGGAACUGGAAGUGAAUUUCUUCCACAGAUUGUCUUUCAUUAGGAUUUGUUUGCCCCAGAUAGCUGCAGACCAGUUGGUGAACUCAGACUACCUGUAUAAUAACACACUGAUCGGCCUGACUGUGAUGGACGCAGAGGUUUCAGGUCUACGAGAAACGGUCAACAUUAGCAUGAAUGUCUCCACAUUGGAAACGGUAACCCACAGUCCUCGUUGUGUGUUUGUGAAUGACUCCACUCAGAGUGAGCUGUCAUUAGACACUUACGGCUGUUCGACCCAGUGGACGCCUGGACAGAGCUAUGUUGUCUGCUCCUGUGAUCAUCUCACUUUCUUCGGUGUGCUAAUGAUAACCAACAAGAAAACUACUGAAGACAUCUCAGCUGUUGAUAAGAAAACUCUGACGUACAUCUCAUUUAUUGGCUGCAGCUUUUCCUUUUGUGCCCUCCUCGUUGCUAUUGGGCUCUUCAUCACAAACAGAAAAGUGCGAUCAGACGUCUCCAUGAAGAUCCACGUGAACCUUGUCGCAGCCCUCCUCCUUCUCAACAUGCACUUCCUCCCAAACGCUGCCACUGGAAUCUGGACCUUCUCCUGGCCGUCCCCAUGGCUCUGCUUCUACCUGGCCAUUGGUCUGCACUUCUCACUGCUCAGCUCCUUCAGCUGGAUGGCAGUAGAAGGAUUUCACCUCUAUCUCCUCCUGGUUAAAGUUUUUAACAUACACGUCAGGAAAUACCUGCUCAAAGUCAGCCUAGUGGGAUGGGGUUUUCCUACGGUUGUUGUGUCAAUCGUGGUCAUCAUAGACAGAGAUUUAUACGGAUCCGUGUCUCUGGACCAGUCUAACUCCACUGACAUGUGCUACAUUCGCGACGACGUUGUUAAAUCCAUUUCAACAAUGGGGCUGUUUGGUUUGGUGUUUCUCUUCAACUUGAGCCUGCUAACGGUGGCAGUUAGGAAUAUCUUACGUUUGCGUAAGAGCAAACAGUUUGGGCCAAAUGACUGGAACCGAACGAAGAAGGACAUCUGCACCCUGUUGGGAGUCACCACUUUGCUUGGAACCACAUGGGGUCUUAUCUUUUUCUCAUUUGGCCAACUCACCACCAUUGGAUUGUACGCUUUUUCCAUCCUGAAUUCACUCCAAGGUGUAUUUAUUCUCGUGUGGUUUGCGAUGUCCGUCUUAAAGAUCAGAAAAGCAUCAAGUGCCUUUGCUCGCUCACAAACUAAAGAGAAGGAUAAAGGCUACUUGUGUUGGCAUGAUGAGAUGGAUCCUGUUCUGCGUCCUGACUCUUCCAUCCAAUACAGAGGAAAUAAACGUCAUUAUUCAAAUAGAUAUUCAGCUGAAGUAAAAAAGUUCAUGGAAAAUGUACUAAAGUCUUUGGAUAAAGGCAACAUAAGUUCUUUGCUAGAAUUUGCGAGGGGAUUAGGACGUCUGAACUCUGCAACGCUUGUCUCUGCAACUCUUGUCUCUGUUCGAAAUUUUCUAUCUUAUUCUUACCAAAAACCCUCGUCUGCUUCCAAUUUUGAGGGUUUAACUCUUUUUUCCAAUGCCACUGAGAUAUCUACUGAAUGGAUUCAAGACUUUAAUGUAAUUGCUCAGUUGCCACGGGAACUGCCUGUAGAUAUAUUCCACAGAUUGUCUUUCAUUGUGAUCCCUUUACCCCAGAUAGCUGCAGACCAGUUGGUGAACUCCUCAGACUACCUGUAUAAUAAUAACACACUGAUCGGCCUGAGUGUGAUGGACGCAGAGGUUUCAGGUCUACGAGAAACGGUCAACAUUAGCAUGAAUGUCUCCACAUUGGAAACGGUAACCCACAGUCCUCGUUGUGUGUUUGUGAAUGACUCCACUCAGAGUGAGCUGUCAUUAGACACUUACGGCUGUUCGACCCAGUGGACGCCUGGACAGAGCUAUGUUGUCUGCUCCUGUGAUCAUCUCACUUUCUUCGGCGUGCUAAUGAUAACCAACAAGAAAACUACUGAAGACAUCUCAGCUGUUGAUAAGAAAACUCUGACGUACAUCUCAUUUAUUGGCUGCAGCUUUUCCUUUUGUGCCCUCCUCGUUGCUGUUGGGCUCUUCAUCACAAACAGAAAAGUGCGAUCAGACGUCUCCAUGAAGAUCCACGUGAACCUUGUCGCAGCCCUCCUCCUUCUCAACAUGCACUUCCUCCCAAACGCUGCCACUGGAAUCUGGACCUUCUCCUGGCCGUCCCCAUGGCUCUGCUUCUACCUGGCCAUUGGUCUGCACUUCUCACUGCUCAGCUCCUUCAGCUGGAUGGCAGUAGAAGGAUUUCACCUCUAUCUCCUCCUGGUUAAAGUUUUUAACAUAAACAUCAGGAACUACCUGCUCAAAGUCAGCCUAGUGGGAUGGGGUGUUCCUACGGUUGUUGUGUCAAUCGUGGUCAUCAUUGACAGAGAUUUUUACGGAUCUGUGUCUCUGGACCAGUCUAACUCCACUGAGAUGUGCUUCAUUCGUGAUGACGUUGUUAAAGCGGUGUCUACGAUGGGGCUGUUUGGUUUGGUGUUUCUCUUCAACUUGUUCCUGCUAAUGGUGGUUGUCAGAAAGAUUUUAAGUUUGCGAAAAAGUAAACAGUUUGGGCCAAAUGGCAGUAACCGAACGAAGAAGGACAUCUGCACCCUGUUGGGAGUCACCACUUUGCUUGGAACCACAUGGGGUCUUAUCUUUUUCUCAUUUGGCCAACUCACCACCAUUGGAUUGUACGCUUUUUCCAUCCUGAAUUCACUCCAAGGUGUAUUUAUUCUCGUGUGGUUUGCGAUGUCCGUCUUAAAGAUCCGAAAAGCAUCAAGGGGCCUUCUGUACCCGUUUGGCUCCAGUCCUGGCUCCAGUUCCUGCUCCAGCUCUUCGGCUCCACGUCCCGGCCCCGGCUCCACGUCCCGGCCCCGGCUCCACGCCCCGGCUUCACGUCCCGGCCCCGGCUUCACAGCUUCCAUCCAAUACAGUGGAAAUAAACGUCAUUAUUCAAAUGGAUGUUCAGCUAAAGUAAAAGAGUCCAUGAAAAAUGUUCUAAAGUUUUUGGAUAAAGGCAACAUACAUUCGUUGCUAGAAUUUGCGAGGGGAUUAGGACGUCUGAACUCUGCAACGCUUGUCUCUGUUGGAAAUUUUCGAUCUUAUUCUUACCAAAAACCCUUGUGUGCUUCCAAUUUUGAGGGUUUAACUCUUUUUUCCAAUGCCACUGAGAUAUCUACUGAAUGGAUUCAAGACUUUAAUGUAAUUGCUCAGUUGCCACGGGAACUGCCUGUAGAUAUAUUCCACAGAUUGUCUUUCAUUGUGAUCCCUUUACCCCAGAUAGCUGCAGACCAGUUGGUGAACUCCUCAGACUACCUGUAUAAUAAUAACACACUGAUCGGCCUGACUGUUAUGGACGCAGAGGUUUCAGGUCUACGAGAAACGGUCAACAUUAGCAUGAAUGUCUCCACAUUGGAAACGGUAACCCACAGUCCUCGUUGUGUGUUUGUGAAUGACUCCACUCAGAGUGAGCUGUCAUUAGACACUUACGGCUGUUCGACCCAGUGGACGCCUGGACAGAGCUAUGUUGUCUGCUCCUGUGAUCAUCUCACUUUCUUCGGCGUGCUAAUGAUAACCAACAAGAAAACUACUGAAGACAUCUCAGCUGUUGAUAAGAAAACUCUGACGUACAUCUCAUUUAUUGGCUGCAGCUUUUCCUUUUGUGCCCUCCUCGUUGCUGUUGGGCUCUUCAUCACAAACAGAAAAGUGCGAUCAGACGUCUCCAUGAAGAUCCACGUGAACCUUGUCGCAGCCCUCCUCCUUCUCAACAUGCACUUCCUCCCAAACGCUGCCACUGGAAUCUGGACCUUCUCCUGGCCGUCCCCAUGGCUCUGCUUCUACCUGGCCAUUGGGCUGCACUUCUCACUGCUCAGCUCCUUCAGCUGGAUGGCAGUAGAAGGAUUUCACCUCUAUCUCCUCCUGGUUAAAGUUUUUAACAUAAACAUCAGGAAAUACCUGCUCAAAGUCAGCCUAGUGGGAUGGGGUGUUCCUACGGUUGUUGUGUCAAUCGUGGUCAUCAUAGACAGAGAUUUUUACGGAUCUGUGUCUCUGGACCAGUCUAACUCCACUGAGAUGUGCUUCAUUCGUGAUGACGUUGUUAAAGCGGUGUCUACGAUGGGGCUGUUUGGUUUGGUGUUUCUCUUCAACUUGUUCCUGCUAAUGGUGGUUGUCAGAAAGAUUUUAAGUUUGCGAAAAAGUAAACAGUUUGGGCCAAAUGACUGGAACCGAACGAAGAAGGACAUCUGCACCCUGUUGGGAGUCACCACUUUGCUUGGAACCACAUGGGGUCUUAUCUUUUUCUCAUUUGGCCAACUCACCACCAUUGGAUUGUACGCUUUUUCCAUCCUGAAUUCACUCCAAGGUGUAUUUAUUCUCGUGUGGUUUGCGAUCUUUUUGACAAACGCUGCUGGUCGGACUGUUUUCUGUGAUGAUGUAGAGUCUAUGUGUCUGGUUAGUCCGGUGGGAUUUUCUAAGUGUUAUGAGAAUGAAAUAAGUAAAUGUUCAAAAAAAGGGAGACAAGAGAACCCACGUUUCUAUUUGCAAACGCUAGAACCUUCAGAAGAGGCAAAUGUGCCGAUGGGAAAUCACAGAGUUCAAAUCCCAUCGUCGGCUUUGAAGAUGAGCCAAGGGGACGAGGACAAGUAUGUGCGAGUGGUGGUGACAGUUUUAAACAGCUCUUACUUUAAGCCUGAGUCUGCACCAGCAAAAAGUGGGGAGAAGACCAGCAUUAUUUUAGACAAAUCUGUGCUGGUGGUGAAGGCAGGGACACGGCGUGUUGGUAACUUAUCAGUGCCUGUCAAGUUACUCUUCCAUCCUCAGGAGAAGGGGCUGAAUGGUACAUGUGUUUUUUGGGAAGAUUCAGGGGACUGGAACACAGACGGCUGUACCACUGACUAUAAUGGAACUUAUUACAUAUGUAGCUGCAACCACCUCAGCUUUUUUGCCGUUCUUGUGAACCCGGCAAUAGUAGUGGAUGAGCAGAAUGCUCUGACCCUCACCUACGUUAGUUAUGUAGGAUCAGCAUUUUCUGUUGUCUUCACUCUCAUGAGCUUGUUCCUAUUAAUGUGUCUACACUGGCGGCGUCCUGAGAAGGCCCUUGAAAUGGGCAAUAGUUUACUCUGCAAAGCCAUGGGCAUAUUUAUGCACUGGUCACUGCUGGCCACUUUCAGCUGGGUGGCUCUGGAAGGAUUUCAUCUGUACCUACUUCUGGUCAGGGUUUUUAACAUCUAUGUCAGGAAAUAUGUGCUGAAGAUCAGCCUGUUUGGAUGGGGUUUUCCUACCCUGGUUUCAGUGUUUUGCACAAUUGCUAAUGUUUAUGGAAAUUACGUAAUAACAGAUGCCAACAACCAAACGACAAUAGGGGAGAUAUGUUGGAUAAGUAACAAUGUCCCACACAGCAUCAUAGUGAACUAUGUGACUACUGUGGCCUUUCCCUGUGUGGUCAUCCUCUGCAAUGGAAGCAUGCUGGGGAAAGUGAUUUGUCAACUGUGGGGUUUACGAAGAGCAGAAUAUGACAUGGAAGGAAGUCAAAAAUUGAAAAUUCUACAAAAGGAAAGAAUAUACCAGUUGUGGAAGGAUGCGGUGACAGUGCUGGGCCUCAGCUGUGUGUUGGGGUUACCCUGGGGACUCGCCUGCGUAUCGUACAUAUCCACAGCAGGGAUAUAUGUGUUCACUGUCUUUAAUGCACUGCAAGGUUUUCUUAUAUUCCUGUGGUGUCUUGCUUUGAGAUAUAAGUCUAAAUCUGAAACCAACUCAUCAAGCAGAGACCAAUCAGCUUCCCAGAAGAUGAUUGACACAAGUCUAUGA